AGUGUCGAGUCCUGUCCGCCGCCGACAAUCUCUUCAAUCGGCAGCUCUUUUCUGGCGUUUCGUUAUCUCAAGCGAAGCCUUCGGUGCCAUCGAUGGUCGCGUCGACGACGAAGAGCUGUUACACUGGGUUUUCGUCGCAAAUGGACGCCUUCCGGGCGCCCGUCGCCGGACGUACGCUCGACUGCAGCGGUCGACUCAAACGGCUCGAAGAGUCCGGACUUAUCGAAAGGUUUCGUAACUUUAACACCAAAAGCAUUCCUCUGGCGCUCGAAGAGGAGGACGAGAGCGACGACAUCGAGAUUAUCGACGAGAAACAGCACAAGAGGGACGACCCGAAUGACGGCAAUCACACGAUUGAGUUGAAGUCGUCCGAAGAGUUUGAGCCGUUAUUUGUGUCUCAGAUCAGAGAUGAGGUGCGAAAGAUCAGCACUCAUUCGUUUGGGUCGCAGAGCGGUUCCCAAAGAGCC
Medioppia subpectinata is the source of this 467-nucleotide messenger RNA. NCBI's taxonomy places the organism in Eukaryota, Metazoa, Arthropoda, Arachnida, Sarcoptiformes, Oppiidae. The record is from the annotation of a GenBank genome assembly.